AUGGCGAUAAAAAAUUUAACAGGACGUGGAACAGAAACAAAAACGAUCCAAGAACUACUUUGUUUCCCCGCUUUCAUAGGUGGAUUACAACAACAACAACUGAUCUGUCUCGCAACAGUCAACAUUUUCCUCUCCGUCACGUCAUUUCUCGGAAAUUGUUUGAUCCUUGUUGCCCUUCACAGAGUGUCUUUCCUUCAUCCUCCGUCAAAACUCUUAUAUCGUAAUCUGGCAACAACUGAUCUGCUGGUUGGUCUUGUUUCACAGCCUCUCAGUGCUACUUAUUGGAUCUCCUUAGUGUAUGAACACUGGAGUCUUUGUCGAUAUGCAAAUAGCGCAGCCUACAUCACAAGCUAUGCAUUGUGUUCAGUGUCUUUGAUGACUAUGACGGCCAUAAGCUUGGACAGACUUCUCGCCCUGUUGAUAGGGCUCAGAUACAAACAAAUUGUAACUUUGAGACACACAGGUAUCAUUUUAAUUAUAUUCUGGGCUCUAUCCAUCGUCGCUGUUUUAUUGUACGCAGUAGAAUACCGUAUCACUGAAUGGUAUGGUCGUAUAGUUAUACCGUCAUGCCAAGUUAUCUCAAUUCUCUCGUACAUGAAAAUUUUUUGCACUCUCCGUCAAUAUCAUGCACAAAUACUAGAUCACGUUCAACAAGAGCCAAGCCAACCAAAUGCACUUAAUAUCGCGCGAUACAGAAAGGCAGUGUGCAGUGCUUUAUGGGUGCAGUUAGCAUUAGUUGCUUGUUAUUUGCCGUAUGGUGUGGUGGAAAUUGUGAUUAACCACACCAAAGCAUAUUCAUUGCACUUAGUCAUCGUUAGGGGAGUUGCAGUUGUCUUAGUUCAUUUUAACUCCACAUUAAACCCGUUUCUUUACUGCUGGAAGAUUGGUGAAGUA
Messenger RNA from Pocillopora meandrina, 894 nucleotides. The record is from the annotation of a GenBank genome assembly. Lineage: Eukaryota; Metazoa; Cnidaria; Anthozoa; Scleractinia; Pocilloporidae.